Xiphias gladius (swordfish) is the source of this 2981-nucleotide messenger RNA. It is a transcript of the gene ccnk, whose product is annotated as cyclin K. The transcript has 12 exons. Gene Ontology annotation, cellular component: cyclin/CDK positive transcription elongation factor complex; nucleus. The record is from RefSeq and is a predicted model, not a curated record. Bases 370 to 1980 code for a protein of 536 amino acids. Lineage: Eukaryota; Metazoa; Chordata; Actinopteri; Istiophoriformes; Xiphiidae. Gene Ontology annotation, molecular function: cyclin-dependent protein serine/threonine kinase activator activity. Gene Ontology annotation, biological process: positive regulation of DNA-templated transcription, elongation; regulation of transcription by RNA polymerase II.
CGUAAUGACGUCGGCCAACAGUCUCCGACGCGCUGCAUAAUGGCGAUGCCCUUGUUACGAUGGGGAUUGUUGUUGAUCACUUAGCCAAUUUAUUGUGAAUAACUGCGGAUUAUUCAUAUAGCUGUCUGUUUUGGGUGAUUUAUUCCGACGGCUACAUGUUAAAGGUUGCUGGGGUUUCCAAACCCCAGCGAUGUUAAGACCUCGAGUGGAGCAAGUUUGCUAGCCGAGAUUAGCUAGCCGCGGUGGCCGGCGAAGACGGUCACCUGCUGAAGUGACAACUUCGACUACCUUUACUUCGAAAGUUUCAUCAAUUUUACCUUACUGCAGUCCAGUGCAGCUGGUCCGUCCACUGUUGUCUCUCCUCAACCAAUGAAGGAAUCCAAGGAGAACUUGUCAAUGACUGGCCAAGCAAUUCUGGACCACAUCAAGCCAUGCUGGUACUGGGACAAGAAGGAUUUGGCCCACACCCCGUCUCAGUCUGAGGGCCUAGACCCUGGCACAGAGGCUCGGUAUCGGCGAGAAGGAGCCCGCUUCAUAUUUGACGUGGGGACACGACUUGGCCUACACUAUGACACACUGGCAACUGGCAUUAUAUAUUUCCACCGUUUUUACAUGUUUCACUCUUUCAAGCAGUUCCCCAGAUAUGUGACAGGUGCAUGCUGUCUUUUCCUGGCGGGGAAAGUGGAGGAAACCCCAAAGAAGUGUAAAGACAUCAUCAAAACAGCCCGCAGCCUACUGAAUGAUGUGCAGUUUGCCCAGUUUGGAGAUGACCCAAAGGAAGAGGUGAUGGUGUUGGAGAGAAUCUUGCUCCAGACCAUCAAAUUUGACCUGCAGGUAGAACACCCCUACAUGUUCCUGCUGCGCUACGUCAAGCAGCUCAAAGGGGAGAAGAAUAAAGUGUGCAAGGUGCUGCAAAUGGCAUGGACAUUUGUCAACGACAGCUUGUGCACCAUGCUGUCCCUGCAGUGGGAGCCAGAGAUUAUUGCAGUAGCCGUAAUGUACCUGGCUGGCCGCCUCUGUAAAUUUGACAUCCAGGAGUGGACCGCCAAGCAGUCGUCACGCCGGUGGUGGGAGCAGUUUGUCCAAGACGUCCCAGUUGAGCUGCUUGAAGACAUUUGCCACCAGAUCCUGGACCUGUACUCCCAGGGCAACAAGCCCAUUCCUCAGCAAAUGCAGGAGAAGGAGCGGACACCUGCUCCUUCGACCCCUGCUCCUCCGGCUCCACAAGGACAACCCCCGGCCUCCAACCCCCCCCCACCACCACCAAAGAAGACUUCCCCUCAGGGUGGCAGCCCUGCACGCCAGCUCAAACGCUCACAUACAUCCCCCAAAGAUGAACCAAAGGCUCCAGAACAAGUUGGGUCAAAGAUUCCUAGACUGGAGAGCCCAAUGCCCCCUCUACCUACAUCGCAGCCUCCCCCAGACCGAAAAACUCCAGCUACAGCUCCAGCACCUCCUGCAGAAGCAGAACCAGGAAGUGAGACUGCCCCUCCUCCCCCGCAUGCUCCACCUCCACACCAGCCUCCUCCCCUGCCCCAUCGCCCUCCUCCGCCCCCGCCCUCCAACUACAUCAUGUCCACAACCAGUUCCUACAUGUCUGGAGAGGGCUAUCAGAACCUGCAGUCGAUGAUGAAGACAGAGGGUCCCUCCUACGCCCCAAUGCCACCUACCUAUGCGCCCCCAAUACCGCCUUACCACCCCCAUGUCUAUCCACCACCUGCAGCACCACCUCCAGGUCCUCCGCCACCUCCUUCCACCUACCCACCACCCAGCCUGCCCCCAACCUAUCCACCUCCAGGUUACAACAGCUACCCUCCACCACCACCUCCACGCAUGCCACCAGGCCACGUACCCCCUCCGGGGAUUGGCCUUCCACCUGCUGGGUACCCUCCUCCGCCACCUGUGCCCCCAGGACAGUCACAGGUCCCCCUGCCCCCUCCACCAGGCAUGCCCCUGAACCGUGGUGGGUGGAUGAGAUGAGAUGAGAGUGUGAUAAGUCUAUGAACUGAGGCUGUACAGAGCAACAGCUGGGGAGGGAAAGUUCUCUGAAGAGGAAGAACAACCAGGAACUUGUGUUAUUCUGGUACAAAGAAAGAAAGGGGAGCUUUUUCACCUCCAAUAUGGCUUCUGAUAAACAGCUCCUGGGGUUGUCGAUAAAGGCUUAUCAGCAAAUAGAAAGACUUUGAGAGGAAAAAUGAGGUCUGGACAGUAUUGUUAUGAGAACCAGAAGUUGUGCUGAAAGUUUGCUGUAAGAAUCCUGAAAUAUUUUGAAAUAAGUGAUUUAAACAUGCACAGGAUGGAACUUAGUGUACCCAAUUCUGGGAUCUUGUAACAAACACUGUCCACUCAUUGUCUUUAUUAUGGGAAUGUACCAGGAAAUAGUAGCACCCUGAAAUUUUUUUUGUUUCUUUUUCAGUGUUGUCAGACAUGCUUAUUCACUAAUUGUAGAGGGAUGAAAUGUACCACUUUUACUUUACUUUUGAGUGGAUCAAAGGUUGAGUAUUAUAUUUCCUUCUGUAUUCUAUGACUCUGAUCUUGUGUUUUUGCUUUUCCUGAAUUUCCAGUCACCCCAUUGUUGUUGUUUUCUCCACAUUCCCACCAUUUUGCUGAGAAAAAGAGUUACAAAAAUCUUUGUUUUAACAUGUCAGAUAUACAAAGGACUGUCACACUGAAAGACUUGGAAAGAAACAUGUUUUAUAAUCAAACAUGUUCAUGAAUGUACAAUGUGUUCAAACAUGCUGUAUAUUCUUUUUGUCUUAUUACAUUUUAUUUUGUGAAAACACUGAGGUCAUGUUGCAAGAUGUUUCUGCUACCAUUAGACUUUCAAUUUUUCAACCCCCGUUAUCAAACCAACCACAUCUAACACUGGACAGUCAAAGAUAUAUUUGUAAAUAUCCAAUAUUAUAAUUUAGACAAUUUUAUUUUAUUUUUUGAGAUUUUCUAUCCAUAUGUGCCUUAGUGAGGCCUCUUUUUUUUUUUUU